AUGGAGCCGAAGACUUCGAGAAAGUCGCGGGGCCACGCGCGUCCGUCGCCCGGUCCGGUCCCGACCCGACCCGCCGAGUCCCGCUUCAAAGAGUCGUCGGGUUGGCCGCUCUGGCUCUUCCCCGGCGCCGCGGGCCUCCGCAGCGCGCUGCUCCGGAGGCUGGAGACGACGCGCCAGGUGUGCUGCAGGCUGGGGCGCCUGGUGGUGCUGGAGCGCGGCGGGGCCGGCGUCGAGGUCCACCCGUUGCCUGCGGACCGCGACGGCGCCAGGAAGCCCAAGUGCAUUAAGUUAGGAAGAAAAAUGAAGAUCCAUUCCAUGGACCAAGGCGCUGAGCACCUGCUGAUUCUAUCCUCAGAUGGAAAGCCAUUUGAGUACAACUACAGCAUAGAACAUGCAAGGUUUCAAAGUAUUUUACAAGAAAAAAUUAUAAUUCAGAUCACAUGUGGAGAUUAUCAUUCUCUUGCACUAUCAAAAGGUGGGGAGCUUUUUGCCUGGGGACAGAACUUGCAUGGCCAGCUCGGAAUUGGAGAGAUGUGUCCCUCAGUCCCUGUCCCACAGAUUGUGGAGCACCUCGCUGGAGUCCCCCUGCUUCAGAUCUCUGCGGGAGAAGCCCACAGCAUGGCCUUAUCCAUGGCCGGAAAUACCUACUCCUGGGGAAAAAAUGAUAUGGGGCAACUAGGCUUGGGCCACACUCAGAAUGAAGAUUCCCCUUGCCUCAUUGAAGCACUGGACAACCAGAAAAUUGAGUUUGUGGCUUGUGGAGGUUCCCACACUGUCCUGCUCACACAGGAUGGGAAGCUAUUUACUUUUGGCGCUGGAAAAUGUGGACAACUUGGUCACAACUCAAAGCGGAAUGAACUAAAACCCCGAUUGGUGACUGAGCUUGUUGGGAAGAGAGUGACCCAGAUAGUAUGUGGGAGAUGGCACACACUUGCCUAUGCUGCUGGUUUGGGAAAGGUCUUUUCCUUUGGUUCUGGAAAAGAAGGACAACUGGGAAGCCGUGGGACACAGAAUCAGCUGAUACCACGCCCCAUGAAACUGUCACCCAAUGGAGAACUCAAAUUUGAAAGUAGAACCUCAGAAAAGGAAUUAAUAAUGAUUGCUGGAGGGAAUCAAAGCAUUUUGCUCUGGAUGGACAAAAAGAAUUCCUAUGUUAAUUUGCGAAGGAAAAUUCCUACAAUGAAUGAAAGCACAAUAAAGAGAUGGAUUGCUGAUGUGGGGACUAAGCAGUGGCAGAAUACAAAAAGGGAAAUUCGAGAGAUAUUUACAUCUUCUGCUUGCCUGACUGGAAGUUUUUUAAGACAAAGACUAGCUGUAGAACCCACGUCUGUUCACUUGGACUUAAAUAUAGCAAGAAGUGCCUUUAAGGAGCUAACCCAAAAGGACUGGAUCACUAACACGAUUACUACCUGUCUCCGCGAUAAUUUGCUCAAGAACCUUCCAGUUCAUUCUCCACACAAAGAAGCCCUGGAAAUUUUCUUCAUUCUCCCAGAAUGCCCUGUGAUGCAUGCUUGUAACAACUGGGAGAGUCUGGUGAUUCCAUUUGCAGAUGCUAUUUAUAAGUUGAGUGACCAGUCAUCAAUGGUUCUAGAGGAGUAUUGGACAACUCUGCCAGAAGCUGCUUUCAGCCGGGUAGUGCAGAUGGUCAGAAGCGCCGUUGCCUCUCGGCUGCGUUACUGGACUGAGAGCGCUGAGAGUAACCAUCAGGUCAAAGUUCUUCUGGAGGUGCUAAAAAAGCUGCACAGGGUAAAUCAGACUACAUGCCAAGUGCCUGAGGAAGAGUUUGUGGUGGAUGAACUCUUGGACUGGCUCAACUUUUAUGGAGAAGCCUAUAGACAGCACUGCAGGAAAGCAGACAUGGAAACUUCAGCAGAGGAACAGAAUUCUGUGUCAUUCAGCAACUUUUCAUUUCUCUUUAAUACUUUGACAAAAAUUAAACUACUAUAUGCAGACUCACUUUUGAAAAUUCAGGAAAAGAGAAUCCAAGCAUGCAUACGGCUGGCGGGCUUUAUGGAAGGGGAGGAUUCGGAGCUGGCUUUCUUGCCCACCUUUAACCUAACCGUCAGAAGGAAUCACUUGAUUGAGGAUGUUUUGAAUCAGCUUACUCAGUUUGAGAAUGAAGACUUAAGGAGGGAGUUGUGGGUUUCCUUUACUGGAGAGAUUGGGUUUGGCUUUAGAGGAGUCAUGACAGAGUUUUUCUACUGUCUGUUUGAAGAGAUGACCCAGCCAGAAUAUGGGCUAUUCACCUACCCUGAAGAGGCUUCCUGCAUGUGGUUUCCUGUCAAGCCUAAGUUUGAGGAAAAGAGGUACUACUUCUUUGGGAUGCUCUGUGGACUCUCUCUCUUCAAUUGCAAUGUCGCCAACCUCCCUUUCCCACUAGCACUGUUUAAGAAACUUUUGGGCCAAAAUCCAUCAUUGGAAGACUUGAAGGAACUCAGUCCUGUUUUAGGAAAGAGUUUGCAGUUCCUUCUAGAUAAUGAAAGCAGUGACUUUGAAGAAAUAUUUUACAUCCAUUUUAAUAUACAUUGGGACAGCAAGGACGUAGACUUGAUUCCUAAUGGAAGUUGUGUAAUUGUCAACCAGACUAACAAGAGUGAUUAUAUUUCUAAGUGUGUCAAUUACAUCUUCAACAUCUCUGUAAAGGAAGUGUAUGAUGAAUUUCAGAGGGGAUUUUAUAAAGUGUGCAAUAAGGAGAUUAUUCAGUGUUUUCGUCCUGGAGAACUGAAGGAUGCCAUCGUUGGAAAUACAGACUUUGACUGGGAAACAUUUGAAAAGAAUGCACGUUAUGAACAAGGGUACAGCAGUUCACACCCCACCAUUGUGAUGUUUUGGGAGGCUUUACACAAACUAUCUCCAGAAGAAAAGAAGAAAUUCCUUGUGUUUCUUACAGGAACUGAUAGAACACAAAUAAAAAAUUUGAAGAACGUGCAAAUAACAUUUCUCUGUCCUGAACAUUUGAAUGAGAAAGACCCCAUGCAAGCGCAGACGUCUUUCUGUCUUCUCUACCUCCCUAAGUACUCCACCAUGGAACGAGUGGAGGAAGCACUGCAGUUUGCCAUCAGCAACAACAGAGGGUUUGGCUAAUACUGCACUAUUAUCUUUACCUCUUAGAGAAAAUAUUAUUCUAAAUAAAGUUUAAUUUGCAGAAUCAAACAGA
Messenger RNA from Ochotona curzoniae (black-lipped pika), 3157 nucleotides. It is a transcript of the gene HERC5, whose product is annotated as HECT and RLD domain containing E3 ubiquitin protein ligase 5. Gene Ontology annotation, biological process: regulation of defense response to virus; ISG15-protein conjugation; ubiquitin-dependent protein catabolic process. Lineage: Eukaryota; Metazoa; Chordata; Mammalia; Lagomorpha; Ochotonidae. The transcript is spliced from 23 exons. The record is from RefSeq and is a predicted model, not a curated record. Gene Ontology annotation, molecular function: ubiquitin protein ligase activity; ISG15 transferase activity. Bases 1 to 3084 code for a protein of 1027 amino acids.